Nycticebus coucang (slow loris) is the source of this 1534-nucleotide messenger RNA. RefSeq names its product chromosome 6 C14orf180 homolog (gene C6H14orf180). The record is from RefSeq and is a predicted model, not a curated record. The transcript has 5 exons. NCBI's taxonomy places the organism in Eukaryota, Metazoa, Chordata, Mammalia, Primates, Lorisidae. Bases 261 to 743 code for a protein of 160 amino acids.
GCGAGCACCUGACCAGGCCCUGCAGCUCAGUGGGUGGCACCUUCAGAACAGAGUCCCCGGGAGAGAAGCCUGGGCAGGCCUGGCCCAUCCACCCACACUGCCUGCAGAUGCUGCCCCCCUGUCUUCAUGGGAGCAGGAAGGCUGCGGUCAGCUGAGACAGGGCCAGGACGUCGCUGGACCACACCCUGUGAAGAGACCCUGCAGCACCUGGCUGUCCUUCCCUCUCAGGCCCAGGAGGGACCAGGACCAUGUUCCAGUGAAUGAGGACAGCGGCGCGAGCUUUGAGCCCCAGCUCCCGGCCAGAGACACGACGUCAGGCCAGGAAGAAUGAGAAGGCAGCUGGGGUCUCACGGACAUCCAGGGCAGAGAGGGAGGGUGACAGGAAGUGCCCUCCCUCCAUCCUGAGACACCCACCACAGCGUCAAAGCCCAGGAGCCCAGCCACAGAGGACCUCGAGGCGCGUGAGGUUCCGAGAGCCCCCGGAGGAGGCCAUCUACUACAUCGCCGGCAGGGAUACCACAGCCAGGGCCACCACCAGGGCACCUGGCAGGCCUGCACCCUGCGGCUCCCUGCUCCUGCGGCUGUCCGUAUGCAUCCUGCUGGCGGUGGCUCUGGGCCUAUACUGUAGCCAGGCCAAGCCCAUGGCAAUGACCCUGGAGGACCUCCAGGCCUGGCUCCUCGUCCUGCUCCCACGCCUGCGGCAUGUGGCCCUCACCUGCUGGCGCUGCCUCCUGCAGCUCUGACGGUGCUGACAGCCGCCCAGGAGAGCACCCACCACGGGCAGUCCAAGGACUGGGGGCUGCUGCAAUAGAGGACCAGGAAGUGGGCUGAGCCCCCACCCACUCCAGCCAGCACAGCCCCUCUAGUCCACAUGUGGGAACUGUGACCUUUCCCAGAGACCCCUCCCUCACCACAGAAGGGACUCUGACUGCCUUGAGGGCCUGGCCCAGAUGUCACUGUGUACAGCUUCCAAGGAGAGAGACAUGCUGCCCCGGGGCUAUGGGACUGCUUUGAGCCUGCACCUCGAGACCCCAAUGCCCCACUGGAGGAGAAGGGUCUGGUUGUCGAUGGGGCACUCCUUCCUGUGAGCCAUGUGGGGCCCCUAGCUGGUGCUGGGGUGCUGUCCUCUGAGCUCAUGUCUAACCCCCACUCACCCCACGAGCCUCAUGGGACAGUGAAGUGUGAGGGCCCGGAUCCCCCCCUCCCCCGUCCCUAGGACUUCAGAACUCACUCCACUAGCUAGGAUGCAGCCACCUCCCAGCUGGGGGUCUUUGGGUCCUGGUGACUGUUUGUGGAUGUGGCUCUGGUUCUCAAUUACAGGGCUGAGGGGCCCUGUGGUGACAAACCCCAGGCCCUUCAGACCCUGAGUGAGGGGGAGUGGACAAAACAGGGAGGCCCAAGGUCAGACAGGGGGAGAGCCUGUCAUCAGGUGAGUGUCCAGGGGGCCAGCCUUGUUCUCGAAGGCGCAGCCCCCAGUCACCUGCUGCCCUGGUGGUGAUCUCCAGCCCCCCAAUUACAUGACAGAGACACGCUA